AUAAAAUAUGAACUUAGGGGAGGAAAAAAUCUUACUCCAAAAAAAAUCAAAAGAUAAAAAAAUACAGAAAUAUGUCUAUUAGCACAAAAAUAUGAGAAAAACAUGCAGAGGCAGCAAUAACACUGUAACGUAAAACAAAAUAAUGUAUAAAAAGAAUGUAAGUAGACUUAAGUUCUUUAAAGACAAAGUUUGUCAGAUCGAAUCGAAAAAACACCUAGCAAUAUGUCACGGCUAAACCUUAAUGCCGACGGAGGAAGAUACAGCAGAGUCAAUGGACAGGGUUCUGCCACUACCUUCCCUUUCCCAUCUGUCUCGGUUCGCCUCCGACUGUCUUCAGCCUCUCUCAGGUUUUGACCCGGUCCAUUCCCGUCCCCAACUCCCUCCUCAGCCUCUUUCCUCCCCGGCUGGAGGCGGCGAAGCGAGGAGGCUUAACGUCCAGCCCGUCUCCCUAAACCAACCGGCUCGCUCCACACGGCGGCCAUGGGGACGUUACCGGGGGGCGGGCCUCACACUGUCGCGCUCUAUUUCUCGGCCCGCCCUUCCGCGAUUGGUGAGGACGAGGGCACGUCACGCCGACUAUAAAAGAAAGGGUUUGUGACGGAGGCGCGCCUCGGGGAGCGCCGAUUGGCUCUCUUGACGCGAACGCUCGGUGGAUCUGGGAGUUGCGCCGCCGUUCUCUCCGCGACGACAGCCAUAGCUCCCUCCUCUUCAGCCGACGCCACCGCCGCCUGUGCUGCGGGACCGGCUGUAUGGUUAGGCCACAGUCUUUCAUGAGUAAACUAAGUCCUUCCUGUGGUGGUGUUGGUCACGCAUUUAUGGAGUUUCUGAAGGUCCCCGGAGACUACUGCCAGGCACAGCACGGCCUUCAUGAGGAGAAGUGAACUGUAGAAAUUCGUCACUGCUCCACCAAGAAGCCCUCAUAGGAGCGUCACCCUGGACACAGACGUGUGUUCUUGAAACCAUCGGAGCCUUUUACAAGAAUUCCGACCCGGAUGGGGUAAACCUCGGUGCUCUUCCUUUCCAUUGACUCAGUCUUAUUGAACUGAAGGAUGGCUUCGUGUUAGGAGGUUCAUUUCAUUUCCUUGUUACUCCCAAUUUCGUAUCUAAAGCAUUGAGAAUUUCGAGUGGGGCAUAUUGGAGUAGGGUUCAGUUUCUUUACAUCAUUUCUGCGUUCAGAAAUUUAAUUUUUUUUUUUUCUGUAACGUAUCGAGUUUGUUUUUUUUUUUUUUUUUUAACUAAAUUAACAUGGCUCCACUGACCCGCCCAGCUCCUGUGGAAGUCACAUACAGGAACAUGAGAUUUCUUAUUACACACAAUCCAAGCAGUGCAACCUUAAGCAAAUUCAUAGAGGACCUUAAGAAGUACGGAGUUACGACAAUAGUAAGAGUGUGUGAAGCAACUUAUGACACUGCUCUGGUGGAGAAAGAAGGCAUCCAGGUUUUGGAUUGGCCCUUUGAUGAUGGUUCAUCACCCUCUAACCAGAUCGUGGAUGACUGGUUAAGUCUUUUAAACAUUAAAUUUCGGGAAGAACCUGGUUGUUGCAUUGCUGUUCACUGUGUUGCAGGUCUUGGGAGAACUCCAGUGCUUGUCGCUCUGGCAUUAAUGGAAGGUGGAAUGAAAAAUGAAGAGGCGGUCCAGUUUAUAAGACAAAAGCGGCGUGGAGCUUUUAACAGCAAGCAACUUUUAUAUUUGGAGAAAUAUCAUUCUAAAAUGCGGCUGCGCUUCAAAGACUCCAGUGGCCAUAGAAACAACUGUUGCAUUCAAUAAAACUUGCCUGCCUCAUGCUGUUGUCUUGGACAUGGAACUUGAGACAGGACUUAAUUUAUCAUAUGUAUUAACAUAGGCUUAAUGAAUGACAAGUCUAAUGAAGCUUCCCAUAGGAAUACUGAACAGCCACAAGUGUGGCAAAAUUGCAGCCUCUUUAACUUACUACUAUUCCCAUGCCAGAAAUAAUGUAUAAGAAACUGAGAGAUUAGGUACCAAAAUACUCAGCACAAUACUGGUAUAUUUUUAGUAUCAUAGAGAUUUAAAACCCUAGGAAUUAGGAACAGCACUGUAAACCAUAUGAGGUUUAUUCCUCUAGUCAUCUCAAAUAUUGCAAGUAAGACCUUUAUGAUUGCCUGCUCCUAUGUUUACCACCCCACAUGUGUACCUGUGUGCAUCAGGUUUGUGUAACAAUUGAUUCUGUUGAAUUCUUAACUAGGCUUAGUGAUUAUUGUCU
Messenger RNA from Cervus elaphus (red deer), 2221 nucleotides. RefSeq names its product protein tyrosine phosphatase type IVA 1-like. The record is from RefSeq and is a predicted model, not a curated record. Gene Ontology annotation, biological process: protein dephosphorylation. The transcript has a single exon. NCBI's taxonomy places the organism in Eukaryota, Metazoa, Chordata, Mammalia, Artiodactyla, Cervidae. Bases 1246 to 1767 code for a protein of 173 amino acids. Gene Ontology annotation, molecular function: protein tyrosine/serine/threonine phosphatase activity. Gene Ontology annotation, cellular component: nucleus.